Dovyalis caffra is the source of this 258-nucleotide messenger RNA. The record is from the annotation of a GenBank genome assembly. NCBI's taxonomy places the organism in Eukaryota, Viridiplantae, Streptophyta, Magnoliopsida, Malpighiales, Salicaceae.
AUGGAGCUUUGGCUAGAGAAGGGUUGUAAUGGAGGCGGGAUGAGAGGAGGAGAUCGAGAUGGCAUGGCUUUUAGGGUUUCAAAGAGGAUGAUGCCGACUAAUGUCAAAGCAUCAUCAAGUAGGUUGAUCAUGAGCUAUGGAAAGACUACCACCUCCGAUCAUGGGAGAUUGGUAGUGGCUUGUAGAGGUGUUUGUGUGGUCGGUGAGUUUAGGUUUGGAAAGAUUAUGGAUGAUGGUGGAGAUUUAGUCGAAGGGUGA